GAAACGCGGGCGCGGGGUGGCCGUCCGGCAGGACCCGGGGACACGGGCAGCGUGGCGGAAGCCCGAGGCUGCGGCCAGGGACGCUCGGCUCUCCCUCGUACCGAGGCACGCCGCCGUGGCUGUUGGUUUUACCUUCUCGGCAAUGGCUUACCGAGAAGCCCGCGAGGUGGAUGACCUGGUAACCCGCCCCAGGAGGUGGCAUUUGGAGAAAGUCCGAAGAGUAAUUUACAUGAAGGAAGUCGAGUUACUGAUUCUUCUCCGUGUGGGAGCUUGCUUACAGGAUCGGUUGUUUAUUUCUGAAAGAACCUUAGUUGUGGGGGAGCAUCAUGCCCCGAGAUUUAAAAAAGAGAGAGAGAGAAAGCCAGCGGACUAAAAUUCGUCUUUGCUAAGUUGAUUGAAGAAGAGCGUCCUGACUCAGCCGGCGCUCAGGUUUAGAGUUCUUUGGACGCUCCCGGUGAUCCGAACGAGGCGUCCCAGUUGGUGGUUAUCGCAGAUGUUCCCACGGCUAACUCCGCCGUCUGCUCCCCAGUGCACGCAGCCGGCUCUUCGUGUGCGUGGAGACCUGUGUGUGGUUUCACGUUUACUUGGGGAUCAUGCAGAGGGCUUCGCGCCUGAAGAGAGAGUUGCACAUGUUGGCCACAGAGCCGCCCCCAGGCAUCACGUGCUGGCAAGAAAAGGACCAGAUGGAUGAUCUGCGAGCUCAAAUACUAGGUGGAUCUAACACACCUUAUGAAAAAGGUGUUUUCAAGCUGGAAGUUAUCAUUCCUGAGAGGUACCCGUUUGAACCUCCUCAGAUCCGAUUUCUGACUCCAAUCUAUCAUCCAAACAUUGACUCUGCUGGGAGAAUUUGUCUGGAUGUUCUCAAAUUGCCACCAAAAGGAGCCUGGAGGCCGUCCCUCAACAUCGCCACUGUGCUGACCUCUAUUCAGCUGCUCAUGUCAGAACCCAACCCUGAUGACCCGCUGAUGGCUGACAUUUCCUCAGAAUUUAAAUAUAACAAGCCAGUCUUCCUCAAGAAUGCCAGGCUGUGGACAGAGAAAUAUGCAAGACAAACAGAGAGGAUGGAAGAGGAAGACGUGCUUGAUAAUCCGCCAGAGGCCGAUGACGCCAGAGUACACAACCCAGCACAGAAGAGGAAAGCCACGCAGCUAGGAGGCACCGAAAAGAAAUUUCACUUUGAUGUUUAGGGGUUUGUGUGGGUCCAUCUUAGUUAUAGUUAAUACAGUCUUUGUUGACAUGGUCUCAUUUUCCUACCACUCUUGAAUUUUUUUUUAAUUCAGUGACGUCAUUUUUUGUAUCCUAUAAAAGACCCUGUAUGUUUAUGUAUGUUGCUGUACAGUGAGUCUAGUUUUAUUUAUCUUGUACAUACAUAUUUUGAAACCUUUUAACAUGAAAAAUAAAUCAUCAGUUAAUGUUGA
Oryctolagus cuniculus (rabbit) is the source of this 1418-nucleotide messenger RNA. NCBI's taxonomy places the organism in Eukaryota, Metazoa, Chordata, Mammalia, Lagomorpha, Leporidae. The record is from RefSeq and is a predicted model, not a curated record.